GGCCGGGCGGCGCGGGAUGGCGGCCGCCGUGUAGCGGGAGCGCCGCCGCCAUGGGCCGCGAGUCCAGGCAUUAUCGGAAGCGCUCCGCGUCCCGUGGGCGCUCCGGGAGCCGCUCCAGGAGUCGCUCCCCGUCGGACAAAAGGGGCAAACGUGAGGACAGGCGCUCCAGGAGCAGGGAUCGGGAUCGCAGGCGGGAGAGGUCCCGCAGCAGGGACAAGAGAAGGUCCCGGUCGCGGGACAGAAAGCGCCAAAGACGCUCGAGGAGCAGAGAAAGGGAACGGAGCCGAGAGAGAAGGCGCUCCCGGAGCAGGGAGAGGAGGCGCUCAAGGAGCAGGAGUAGAGGGAGACGGUCUCGAUCCUCCAGUCCAAGCAAGAACAGGAAAACAGAGAACAGAUCAAGAUCUAAAGAAAAGACAGAAGGAGUAGAAGUUUCCAAAGAAAAGAAAAAAGACAAAGAUGACAAGGAAGAAGAGAAGGAUAAAGAUGCUACCACAAAUGCCGUGGCCACUGAGAAUUUUGAUCAGAACAAACUUGAAGAAGAAAUGAGAAAACGAAAGGAAAGAGUGGAGAAAUGGAGGGAAGAACAACGCAAGAAGGCAAUGGAAAACAUAGGAGAGCUGAAAAAAGAAAUUGAAGAGAUGAAGCAGGGGAAAAAAUGGAGUUUAGAAGAUGAUGAUGAUGAUGAAGAGGAAACUGCAGAAGGAGAAAAAGAAGGCAAUGAAGUUGAAGAUGAGGAGUUAGAUCCUUUGGAUGCUUAUAUGGAAGAAGUAAAAGAAGAGGUCAAAAAGUUCAAUAUGAGAAGUGUGAAAGGUGGAGGUGGGAGUGAAAAGAAGUCUGGACCAACUGUUACCAAGGUGGUAACUGUGGUGACAACCAAAAAGGCAGCUGCAGAGUCAGAAAAGAAGAAAGGGGAGCUCAUGGAGAACGACCAAGAUGCAAUGGAGUAUUCCUCAGAGGAGGAGGAGGUGGAUCUUCAGACUGCCCUGACUGGCUAUCAGACCAAGCAGAGGAAGCUGCUGGAACCAGUGGAUCAUGGAAAGAUAGAAUAUGAACCUUUCAGGAAAAACUUCUACGUUGAAGUACCAGAACUGGCAAAAAUGACUCCAGAAGAGGUGAAUGUGUACAGGCUGGAGUUGGAGGGAAUUACAGUCAAGGGAAAAGGCUGCCCCAAACCAAUAAAAACCUGGGUACAGUGUGGUAUUUCCAUGAAGAUUCUCACUGCCCUCAAAAAACAUGGCUAUGAAAAGCCCACUCCCAUUCAGACCCAGGCUAUCCCAGCAAUCAUGAAUGGACGGGAUUUGAUUGGCAUUGCUAAAACAGGAAGUGGAAAAACCAUUGCAUUUCUGUUGCCCAUGUUCAGACACAUUAUGGAUCAGAGAGCAUUAGAAGAAGGAGAAGGUCCCAUAGCUGUCAUUAUGACACCUACUCGUGAGUUGGCUUUGCAGAUUACCAAGGAGUGCAAGAAGUUCUCAAAGACACUUGGGCUUCGAGUUGUCUGUGUUUAUGGAGGAACAGGAAUCAGUGAACAGAUAGCUGAACUCAAAAGAGGUGCUGAAAUUAUUGUUUGCACACCUGGACGUAUGAUUGACAUGUUAGCAGCUAACAAUGGUCGGGUGACAAACCUCCGCAGAGUCACGUACGUUGUGCUUGAUGAAGCAGACAGAAUGUUUGACAUGGGCUUUGAGCCUCAGGUUAUGCGCAUUGUAGACAACGUCAGGCCUGACCGUCAGACUGUCAUGUUCUCUGCUACUUUCCCCAGAGCUAUGGAGGCCCUGGCUCGGAGGAUCCUCAGUAAACCCAUUGAGGUGCAGGUUGGAGGCAGGAGUGUUGUCUGUUCUGAUGUGGAGCAGCACGUUAUUGUCAUAGAAGAGGAGAACAAGUUUCUGAAGUUGCUGGAGCUGCUGGGACACUAUCAGGAGAAGGGCUCUGUUAUCAUAUUCGUAGAUAAACAAGAACACGCUGAUGGGUUGUUGAAAGAUUUAAUGAGAGCCUCUUACCCUUGCUUGUCUCUUCAUGGAGGUAUUGAUCAGUAUGACAGGGACAGCAUCAUCAAUGAUUUCAAGAAUGGAACCUGCAAACUUCUGGUGGCCACAUCUGUUGCAGCAAGAGGUUUGGAUGUUAAGCAGCUGAUGCUGGUGGUGAACUACAGCUGCCCCAACCAUUAUGAGGAUUAUGUGCACCGAGCAGGCCGCACUGGACGGGCUGGCAAUAAAGGCUAUGCAUACACGUUCAUUACUGAGGAUCAGGCACGGUAUGCUGGUGAUAUCAUUAAAGCUUUGGAAUUGUCCGGGAAUCCAAUUCCUCCUGAUUUGGAGAAGCUCUGGGCUGACUUCAAAGACCAGCAGAAGGCUGAGGGAAAGUUGAUCAAAAAAAGCAGUGGAUUCUCUGGCAAAGGCUUUAAAUUUGAUGAAACAGAACAAGCUUUGGCUAAUGAAAGAAAGAAGCUACAAAAAGCAGCUCUUGGCCUGCAAGAUUCAGAUGAUGAAGAUACAGCUGUUGAUAUUGACGAACAAAUCGAAAGCAUGUUCAAUUCAAAGAAAAGAGUAAAAGACAUGGCAGCACCAGGAACUUCAAAUGCUCCUACACCAUCGGCUGGGAAUGCAGAAAAAUUGGAAAUUGCUAAAAGAUUGGCUUUGAGAAUCAACGCCCAGAAGAAUCUUGGGGCAGAGGCACAAGUAAUGGUCCCCUUCCACUUCAAGGAUGUGAUGCAGCAGGCUACAAAUGCUAUCCUGAGAGGAGGCACAAUUCAAGCUCCUACUGUGUCUGCCAAGACCAUUGCAGAGCAACUGGCUGAAAAAAUCAAUGCCAAGCUCAAUUAUGUACCCAUAGAGAAGCAGGAAGAAGAGAAACAGGAUGGAGGACAAAAUGAAUCCUUUAAGAGAUAUGAAGAAGAAUUGGAGAUCAAUGACUUCCCACAGACUGCCAGAUGGAAAGUUACCUCCAAAGAAGCACUGCAGAGAAUCAGUGAAUAUUCUGAAGCUGCUAUUACAAUCAGGGGAACUUACUUCCCUCCAGGCAAAGAACCCAAGGAAGGAGAAAGAAAGAUUUAUUUGGCUAUAGAAAGUGCCAAUGAACUGGCUGUACAGAAAGCAAAGGCAGAAAUCACACGACUUAUAAAAGAGGAGCUCAUCAGAUUGCAAAAUUCUUACCAACCAACCAACAAAGGAAGAUACAAAGUUCUAUGAGUAUUUGGAGUUCUCUGUCUGUCAGCAGCUGGACGUUUUUUGACAGAAAAUUGAUCCUUGCUGAAACAUCUUAAUUCUCUCCACUGAAGUUAUCAGUCUUAAAGCAGACCAGUUUGGGCGGAACGUGAUUUAAUUUAAAAGUGCAUUUUAUAUACUUUUCAUCAGAAGGAAUAUUAAAUAAACAGAUUUUAAUUUUUAUGACAGACAGUAUGCUGUUAAGUAAAUUAAACAGUGUUGGGAUUUGUGUUGGGAAUUGUUAGAAUGUACCUGCUUCGUUUUGUUGGGAUGGUUCUCGCCAUAUCAAUUUAUACUGGAAAAAUGAUAAAACACCAAAAUAAAGACAGGAUUUUUCUCCUGAUCCAUAGAUCUCUCUGGCUGGUUCCACACACGUUACUUCCCUGUACAAAUGUCCCCCUAAGGUCAGAGAGUCUUGCAAUGAUUAGAGUAAAGAAUCUUAUGCAGAAAUACUUGAGGUCUUGUUUUAAGAUCUUCUUAUCCCUCUCAUGUCCCAUUUUGUCUUUCUCAUACAUAAUAAAAUAACUCUCUGGGUUUUUUGUAAAGUGAAAUGUUUUGUAGUAUGACGGUAGUUUUCCUGUUUUUUUCUAAACAUGAGAAUUUUAGGAUUUUUUUUCUUCCCUCUGUGACAUAAGAAUGAAAGCCUGAUUAAGUUUAAAAAGAAAUCUGCAGGAAAAAGAGAGAAACCUCUUUUUUAAUGAAAUACAACUUUGUCACUCUUUUAUAGUGUUCUUAUAUAUACGUUUAAUGUGAUUAUUCCCCAGGAAUUGUCAUCUUUACUGCUGUUAGGACGUGGCUUUAAGUAAAAAUGAAUAAUGAUAUUUAUGAAUGAA
Molecule: messenger RNA, 4033 nt
Organism: Chiroxiphia lanceolata (lance-tailed manakin)
Lineage: Eukaryota; Metazoa; Chordata; Aves; Passeriformes; Pipridae
Gene: DDX46
Product: DEAD-box helicase 46
Exons: 24
Coding region: 51-3185 (1044 amino acids)
Molecular function (GO): RNA binding; RNA helicase activity; ATP binding
Source: RefSeq, a predicted model, not a curated record